CGCCUGGUUGCACGUAUGGAUGGUGACAUCAUAAUCGGAGCACUGUUUUCCGUUCACCACCAGCCGUCGGCAGAAAAAGUUGCCGAAAGAAAAUGUGGAGAGAUACGAGAGCAGUACGGGAUUCAGAGAGUGGAAGCCAUGUUCCACACUUUGGACCGGAUAAACGCUGAUCCAAACCUGCUUCCCAACAUAACGCUAGGCUGUGAGAUUCGGGAUUCCUGCUGGCAUUCUUCAGUGGCACUGGAGCAAAGCAUUGAGUUCAUUAGAGACUCACUUAUCUCCAUUAGGGAUGAUAAAGAUGGUUCGAGGUGGUGCAUUGAUGGGGAUCCAUCUGGUCAGCCUCCCUCGACUAAGAAACCCAUUGUGGGAGUGAUUGGACCUGGGUCCAGCUCUGUGGCCAUCCAAGUUCAAAACCUCCUUCAGCUCUUCAACAUCCCACAGAUUGCAUAUUCAGCCACAAGCAUUGAUCUGAGUGAUAAGACUUUGUUUAAGUAUUUUCUGAGAGUGGUGCCUUCGGAUACGCUUCAGGCCAGAGCCCUACUGGACAUCGUGAAGAGCCACAAUUGGACGUAUGUGUCAGCCGUGCACACAGAAGGUAACUAUGGUGAGAGUGGGAUGGAGGUGUUUAAGGAGCUGGCCGCUCAGGACGGCCUCUGCAUCGCUCACUCAGAUAAGAUCUACUCAAACGCAGGAGAGAAGCACUUUGACCGUCUGCUGAGGAAGCUAAGGGAGCGACUCCCUAAAGCCCGAGUCGUGGUGUGCUUCUGUGAGGGCAUGACGGUACGAGGGCUGCUCAUGGCCAUGCGCAGGCUGGGCAUCGCUGGAGAGUUUCUGCUCAUCGGGAGUGAUGGCUGGGCGGACCGCGUGGAGGUGGUGGAGGGAUACGAGUUUGAGGCACUGGGUGGGAUUACGGUGAAGCUCCACUCUGAAGAAGUCUCCUCCUUUGAUGAGUACUUCCUGAAACUGAAGCUGAGCACAAACCAGAGGAACCCGUGGUUCCCUGAGUUCUGGCAGCACCGGUUCCAGUGCCGUCUGCCCGGACACCCCCAGGAGAACACACAGUACAGGAGGAACUGUUCAGGGUACGAAAGUCUGGUGGAUAAUUAUGUUCAGGACAGUAAAAUGGGCUUUGUGAUAAAUGCCAUCUAUGCCAUGGCACACGGUCUCCAGGACCUGCACCAAGAGCUGUGCCCGGGGCAGAGGGGGCUGUGCCAGGCCAUGAAACCUGUGGACGGCAGCCUCCUCCUGGAUUUCCUCCUCAGGACGUCCUUCAGGGGUGUGUCCGGAGAGGACGUGUGGUUCGAUGACAACGGGGACACACCUGGAAGGUAUGAGAUCAUGAACUUCCAGCAGUUGGAGUCUGGGGUGUAUGAUUACAUAAACAUCGGCUCGUGGCAUGAGGGCGCUCUGAGCCUGGACGAUGACACAGUGAUAAACCGCAGUGAGCAGGUUCGUUCUGUCUGCAGCGAGCCAUGCUCCCCGAGGAGAAUCAAGGUAAUCAGAAAAGGGGAGGUGAGCUGCUGCUGGAUCUGUACUCCCUGUAAAGACAACGAGUUUGUCCAGGAUGAGUUCACCUGUAAGGCCUGUGAGCUCGGCUGGUGGCCCAACGAGCUUCUGGAAGGCUGUGAGCCAAUCCCUCUGCGUUACUUGGAGUGGGCCAACCCUGAGUCCAUCAUCCAGGUGGUCUUCAGCUGUUUGGGUAUUUUAGUCACUUCUUUUGUUGCUUUGGUUUUUGUUGUCUAUCGAGACACACCAGUCGUGAAAUCCUCCAGCCGUGAACUCUGUUACAUCAUCCUUGCUGGCAUCUUUUUGGGAUACCUCUGCCCCUUCACACUAAUCGCACGCCCCACUGUCGUCUCGUGCUACCUACAGCGCAUUUUAGUGGGACUGUCAGCUUCUAUGUGCUAUUCCGCUUUGGUGACGAAAACCAACAGAAUCGCACGUAUUUUGGCCGGAAGCAAGAAGAAAAUAUGCACCCGGAAACCCAGGUUCAUGAGCGCUUGGGCCCAGGUUGUCAUCGCGUUUGUUCUGAUAAGCCUUCAGUUGAGUUUAGAGAUCACACUAAUUGUUAUGCAGCCGCCUGAACCGGUCAAAUCCUACCCAAGCAUCAGAGAAGUUUUCCUGAUUUGCAAUACAAGUAAUCUGGUGGUUGUUGCUCCUCUUGGCUAUAAUGGACUGCUAAUUUUAAGCUGCACCUACUACGCUUUCAAAACACGUAAUGUACCGGCUAAUUUCAAUGAAGCAAAGUACAUAGCCUUUACCAUGUACACCACUUGCAUAAUCUGGCUUGCAUUUGUGCCUAUAUAUUUUGGCAGUAACUAUAAGAUUAUAACAACGUCAUUUUCGGUUAGCUUAAGCGUGACUGUAGCGUUGGGCUGUAUGUUUACGCCCAAAAUGUACAUUAUAAUUGCCAAACCGGAAAGGAACGUAAGGAGUGCAUUCACAACGUCGGACGCCGUCCGGAUGCACGUCGGAGAUGGGAAAAUGGCCUGUCGGAGGAACAGCCUCCUCAGUAUGUUCAAGAGGAAGAAGAAUGCGGGCAGUGGAAGUUCUAAUGGAAAGUCUGUGUCAUGGUCUGAACCAGGUGCCCGAGCUCCACCCAAAGGCGAGCACAUGUGGCAUAGGCUCUCAGUGCAUGUGAAGAGGCAGGACGCUAACCAAACCGCCGUCAUCAAACCGCUAACUGCUAACACUUUCCAGGGGUCUGCGCUGGAGUUCUCAAACUUAAGCACCAAAACACUUUACAACGUUGAAGAAGAAGAAGACGAGACAGAGCCGUUACGAUACAACCCACCCGAAAUUCUGCCUUCAAUGAUACAUGAGCAAAGUACUAGUACUACUACUGCUACUGCUAAUGCUACUACAACUGUGAAUAGAGUUAAAGAAGAAAUACAGAUAAUUUCAACGCAUCAUAACAACAACUCUCAAAACGCCGUCCUCAGCCACCAGCCACAGAUGACCACGUUUAAAAGCAGCAACAGCUCAAACGUGAAAGAUCUGAUUUCAUUACCAGAAGCUAGCAGUAGUAAUGGAGCAGGUACGCCAGUGUACUGCCAAGAUAACUUCCUCCAACAUGACGCAAUGUUGUCAGUACAGUUCCACCAAUUUGAGCAACAGCACUCCCUAGAGGAUGGAGAGGAGGUGGACAAUGAGUGCUUUGGGCUGCUUGAAGGAUUUCUGUAUAACAACACUCAAAUUCAUCAUGAGGAAGACUACGCUGGAGUCAAGAUGGCCGCUGCAGACGAGACACUUGUUCCCCUAAUGCCUCCCCCGUCACCAUUUCGAGAUUUCAUGGGGACAUCGAAUAUGAAUCCGUUCACAAGUUCACCUAUGUCAGAGUCACUCUUGGUCGGCCCUGAAGAUACAGUGUAUGCUUCGGUGAUGUUUGAGGAGUACAGGCACAGCUCGUCAACGUUGUGA
Molecule: messenger RNA, 3420 nt
Organism: Periophthalmus magnuspinnatus
Lineage: Eukaryota; Metazoa; Chordata; Actinopteri; Gobiiformes; Gobiidae
Product: metabotropic glutamate receptor 1-like
Exons: 8
Coding region: 16-3420 (1134 amino acids)
Biological process (GO): G protein-coupled glutamate receptor signaling pathway; regulation of synaptic transmission, glutamatergic
Cellular component (GO): postsynaptic density membrane
Molecular function (GO): adenylate cyclase inhibiting G protein-coupled glutamate receptor activity; G protein-coupled receptor activity involved in regulation of postsynaptic membrane potential
Source: RefSeq, a predicted model, not a curated record